Molecule: messenger RNA, 700 nt
Organism: Aspergillus welwitschiae
Lineage: Eukaryota; Fungi; Ascomycota; Eurotiomycetes; Eurotiales; Aspergillaceae
Exons: 1
Coding region: 218-436 (72 amino acids)
Source: RefSeq, a predicted model, not a curated record
GGGAGAGGGAGGGGGCAGGACAGGACAGGCAGAAGGGGGGAAAGGGAAAGGGAAAGGGAAAGGGAAAAGGGAAAAGGAACGAAAGGGAAUUAAUUGGCAAAUUGGCAAAGCAAGCAAGCAAGCAAGCCAGCCUGGAGACAAGAGACUCAGAGAGAGAGAGAGAGAAAUCAGGAUGGAGUCGAUUAGUGCCUGGACUAAGAGCUAAUCGCGAACAAUAAUGUCAUUGGUAUGUGAGACAGCAAAUAAUAAUGCAAUCUCACCUGUCUCUAAUCGGCGUAGACGAAGACCUAGAUCCAGUACCUCCUUUCGAACCCAAAGCUUGUUCUGUUCUUUUCUUGUCUCAUUGCGUGGCUUGAAUUUAGUGAGGGAGUUAGUUACAUGCUACUAUCUUAGUUGGUGGUUACUGUCUUCGGUUGAAAUCAGAUCUGACCACUAAUAUGACGAACUAACUCGGGUUGAACGACGUUGAUUAUCGGCUCAUCUUCCCUUCCAGCCUCCAUCUGUUUCCAUCUAGAAAAAUCAAAUCGAACCCGAUCAUCGGUCUCGGGGAGGGAACUUUGUUUCCAAAAAAAUACCAAGUACAGUGUGAGAGGUAUAGAGAGUGAUCAAUAUGGCACUUCUCGGUGUCCAGCCCACGAUGAUAAUAAUUUAAAAUUAUCGUUCUAAAUAUACUAAUAUAAUAAUGACGAUGGUAAUAAUU